AUGCAAAAAGACCUGAUGUUUUUACAGCUCUGGGCUGACACCUCGGUGACGAGAGGCAAGUCAGGGAAAUGUGUUGUGAUUGACUUUAUAAGAGAAAAGAGAAGAGGGGUGGUGAUUUCUGCUCAAACAGCGCCUGUCCUCUUCAGUUCACUAAUUUCUCCAGCUCUGAACAUGCUGCUGCUGCUCCUGCUACUGCUGCCCACAGGUGAUGGCCGGGCUCAGCGUUCGUCAGGCCAGAAGAGGAAUGGCUCCUGUGUGUGCCCGGUGGACUCCAGCCUGUGGAUGUUCCCUGCUGUGAAGUAUGAGGUCGUGCUGCAGCAGGUUGAGACCUGUGAAGGAUCUCUGAACGCGCUGCAGGAGCAGGUGACUUUGUCCAGCCAGUUUCUCCCUCGGUUCCAGGCUAUGGUUGAGAACCUGACGGCCCGGCUGGAGCCUCACCAGUACCUGCGCAACCGGGGGGUGUACACGGACCUGUCUCUGCGCCUGCUGGGCCAGGAGCUCACCCAGCUGGAGGCAGACGCUGGUGACGUCCACAGCCAGCUUAACAACACCCAAACCCGUAAACUCUCCAAAGAGGUGGGUAGACUGCGUAAGGAUGUAGGCAGGAUGCAAAUGUUGGACACAGUAAAUAUCCAGACUGUCAAAGAGAGACUGCGCUACCUGAAGAAUAACGCUGAGUCCUGCAAGUCAAUCCCCAAAGACUUCAGAAGUCAGAGCAGCCACUGCCUCAAGGGCCUGAUCACCAGCAUUAGUGAGCCUGUCAUGACUAAGGUCAAUCAAUUUGGUAAAACCUACAUCUCUGGUUCAUGGGGCAAACAGGCCCAGAUGGACAGUGAGGAACAGAGGAACAGUUACUGGGUUCAACCUCUGCUCAGUGGUCACAAAUGGGGCAACUCUCUGCGUGUCUACCAAAGCUACGCUGACUUCAUGCAAUCUGCCAAGUACAAGGACUUUACCUUCGCUCCAUCUUACAGUCAUACCCACAGCAUUGAGGGUCCCAGUGCUGUUCUAUAUGGUGAAGCACUGUACUAUAACUGCUACAGCUCUGCAGACGUCUGCCGCUACGACCUGAAGAGCAACGCUGUUCAUCGGGUGACACUUCCAGGCAACGGCGUGGGUUACAACAACAAGUUCCCGUAUUGUUACUACGCCUGCCGUGACAACAGUGAUGUGGACAUAGAGGCAGAUGAGACAGGACUAUGGGCCAUCUAUGCCACUGUUGGUAACCAUGGUAAUCUCGUCGUGAGCCGUUUAGUUUGGGACAGCGACACUCAGACCAUCAAUGUGACACAGACGUGGGAGACGAGGCAGUUCAAAAAGGCAGUGAGCAAUGCUUUCAUGGUGUGUGGUGUGCUGUAUGCCACUCGUUACGUGGACGAGUACCAUGAGGAGGUGUUCUAUGCUUUUGACACGUCAACGGGCAAAGAGGACAACUCACUUGCACUGCCACUGGAGAAGGUAGCUAAAGGAGUGGCCAGUCUGAGCUAUAACCCAACUGACAAGCAGAUCUACAUGUACAAUGAUGGCUACCUACUGGCCUACCAGACCCACUUCUGAUCUCAAGUUGGUCUAAUGUUGUAAUUAACUUUUAUUAGCAAUUUGCAUGCUCAUGUAACCUUAACAAAAAGAAAUAAACAGACAUAUAGACGCUCAAAGACUACGGCAUAUGUACGCGAACAGUCAUGUUAUAACAUUGUAUAUGUUUUAAUAAAUGUUUGUAAUGUAGCUAGACUGAAUGAAAUAAUUUUGAAAAAGUCGAUAAAACCAAAUUAUAACUUACAACUAGUUAAAAUAUUGUUGUAGUGUUGUUGGCUGUAUUGUAAACUUGUGUAGAGGUCUUUAGCCAGACAUGAAGCUCCUUGAGGCUGUGCUGCUGAUGUUGGAAUGCUGACAUGCUUAAUGACAAGGUUAACAUGUGACAUGCUUGGAAGGAAAUGUUGUAUAUAUAGUACAAUAGCAUUCUAACAUGUAGUACAAUAGCAUUCUUACAUUAGCUACUUUAUUUCAUUCUUUCUGGGGUUGUGAGCAUCCUGACAUUGAAGAAGAAGAAGAUUAUAAGUUGAUAGUUUCACUGAUUAAUAUCAACUGUAAAAAAUCAAAAUAAAAUAAAAGGUAUGAAUGACAAAAGAUAGUUGGCUCUGACAAAAAUCUUCAGACCACAGACCACAUAAAGCCUGAGCAAGAUACAGAAAUGAGCAUUUUCACCACCAGAGUGCGCUGCGAGGCUGAGAAACAAGAGCAAAGGAUCGAACUGUCUGUUUGUCCACCUGUCUGUUUGUUUUCUUCUCUGUCUGUCCCUCAUCCUUUCUUAUCACUUGCUUUUUGAAAUUAGCACCACGUGGGAAUCAUCCAGAGGCAACGUGUGUUAAAGACUCUCGCUUAAUGUAGCUCUGCUGCUUUGGGGAAAACAUUCCAACAUUUUAUGAAACAUUCACUCUCUUGCCUUCAGAAAAAGUAAAAGUAACACCAGCAGUCAGAUGAUCAGACAGUAUCUUGGCUAAUCAAAUCGGAUCUGUGACACACAAGCCAAACUGUUUGCACGCAAAUUGUCUAGGUUAAUACUGAUUGACUGUAUCCUUGGUUGACUGUGCAAUGAGGGAUUAUUAGUAACAUUCUGAGUUUGCUUAUUUUCAUUGCUUUGGAUUAUGUGGCUUUAACAUUUUUAGACCUGUCUGAUCACUCAUCUGUCUUGCUUUGGUGGGUCUAGUUUUUAGCAAUGCUGCUGCUUUCUGUGAUUUCAGUAAUUACUUGGGAGAGCACAAGGUUAUCAUAACAGAUAGAACCAAUGAAUCCAGCUGCACAAAUAAAACAUAAAGAUUGA
This is a messenger RNA of Acanthopagrus latus (yellowfin seabream), 2821 nucleotides long. Its product is annotated as olfactomedin-like. NCBI's taxonomy places the organism in Eukaryota, Metazoa, Chordata, Actinopteri, Spariformes, Sparidae. The transcript is spliced from 6 exons. The coding region runs from base 1 to 1557 and encodes 518 amino acids. The record is from RefSeq and is a predicted model, not a curated record. Gene Ontology annotation, biological process: signal transduction.